CGUUACGCAGUUCUUUGGAUAUUUCUCACCAUUCUUUCUUUUUCUCGGUGACUUCUAAUCCUCCCCUGCUCCUCCAACAAUGGCGGACUAUGGCGUAGCAAUCUCUCUUUCUCAAGCUCAUUCCUCCGACGACGACUCGUCCGAGCACAGUCCUCGAAGUGUCCCUAGACUCUCCGCCUCUGGCGGUGGCGGUUCCAAGUCUAAAACUCCUUCCAACAAGAUUGUUACCCUUGAUUAUCACCACCGAACUCCGUCGUCGUCCGACAACACUGGUAGGAAGCCUAGAGGGAGACCUCCAGGGUCCAAAAACAAGCCCAAGCCACCCAUUGUUAUAACCAGAGAUAGUAACUCGACUAUGAAACCAGUGAUUCUCGAGAUCUCCGCUGGUUCUGAUAUUAUUGAUGCCAUUAUCAGCUUUGCUCGUACACACAGUGUUGGUGUUAGUAUUAUCAGUGCUACUGGGUCUGUUUCAAACGUCACGCUCUGCCAUCCUGUAUCUCACGCGCCAGCACUAUCUCUUCACGGACCCUUUUCUCUACUCUCUUUGUCUGGCUCAUUCAUUGCCUCUAGUCCUUUAUCUUCUAACAAAACAAGCCAAUCAUCUUCAUCGUCAACGUCACCAUCUCCUUCCUUGUCUUCUUCUGGUUCGUUCGGUGUAACUCUUGCAGGGGCACAAGGGCAAGUUUUCGGAGGGAAAGUAGGAGGGAAAGUAAUGGCCGCAACGCUGGUGAUUGUGGCGGCCGCUACAUUUGUAAACCCUGAGUUCCACAUGCUGCCGGGUGAAGGUGAUAAUAAGGACCACAAUCAGGAAUCCAAGCCUUCUACUCAUGGUUGCGUUGCUGGUGGUGCAACCGAGUCUUGCUCUUCUACAGGCUUGUCCAUGCCUGUUUAUGGAGUAGCAAGUCCCACUCCCCUCAAUUGUCAAAUUCCUCCUGAUGUUAUGCCUUGGGGUCCGUCCUCACGUCCUUAUUAAGUAGAACAUGAACAAGGGCAUUUGAGAAUUCCAACAUACAUUCAUUAACUAGGUAUCCUUUGGUUUUACACCUUGAGCUUAAGCUCAUUGGAACUGUUUCCGAUGUUUGAGACAUUUUCACAUUUUUCUUUCCUUGGCAUACAGUAUUUUUUGUAGUUGAAGUUGGUUGUACCUCUCAUUGUAUGCAUGUUCUACGUGUUAAUGUAGUUUAGUAGUUUGUUAGAUUAGUUUUAAGUAUACUUGUAUCAGUUCAUUGUUGGUAACCGAGCUGGUUGUUUAGGAUGAGUUGUUAGUAACAACCUCAUCCUUGUGCUUAUAAUGAAACGUAUGAACCAAUGUAUUAGUUUCCCA
This is a messenger RNA of Gossypium arboreum, 1324 nucleotides long. Its product is annotated as AT-hook motif nuclear-localized protein 17-like. Gene Ontology annotation, cellular component: nucleus. NCBI's taxonomy places the organism in Eukaryota, Viridiplantae, Streptophyta, Magnoliopsida, Malvales, Malvaceae. The transcript has a single exon. The coding region runs from base 80 to 973 and encodes 297 amino acids. The record is from RefSeq and is a predicted model, not a curated record. Gene Ontology annotation, molecular function: DNA-binding transcription factor activity; minor groove of adenine-thymine-rich DNA binding.